This is a messenger RNA of Chilo suppressalis (striped riceborer), 1293 nucleotides long. NCBI's taxonomy places the organism in Eukaryota, Metazoa, Arthropoda, Insecta, Lepidoptera, Crambidae. The record is from the annotation of a GenBank genome assembly.
AUGGUGGACACACAGCACUUCUGCCUGCGGUGGAACAACUACCAGAGCAGCAUCACAAGCGCCUUCGAGAACCUUCGGGAUGACGAAGACUUUGUGGACGUGACCCUCGCGUGUGACGGCAAGAGCCUUAAGGCCCACAGGGUCGUACUGUCAGCCUGCAGCCCCUACUUCAGAGAACUAUUAAAGUCAACGCCGUGCAAGCACCCGGUGAUCGUGCUCCAAGACGUGGCCUUCUCGGACCUCCACGCGUUGGUGGAGUUUAUAUACCACGGCGAAGUCAACGUCCACCAGAGAAGCCUGACCUCAUUCCUGAAAACCGCCGAAGUACUCCGCGUCUCCGGGCUCACACAAAACGAGGAUGUGCAGGUGCCGCUUCUCCAGACGGUGCGGGCAUCGAACACCGCGCCAUCGCCUCACACGCCGCCGCACCCCGCUCACACGCCGCACGCCGCUCACACUCCGAGCUACACCGAGAAGUUGGAAGAAGCCCUCUCUAUCCCCACGACCAUCCCCAACAUGAUGGGGAUGCGCCGUAUACCCCUCCCCCCGCGCCGCAUCAGCCGCUCCGCCGACAACUCGCCUGACGUCAUCAAACGCCCGCGCCACGAUAACAAUAACACGGAACAGCCACAGAUACACGACUUCUCUACCAAGAACCAUCCUCUGGUGAACAACACCCGUGCGCACGAGUCAGGGAACAAUGGCAAUGGAAUCUCGAACAGCAGCUCCUCACCCUCGCCUCGGCUCAUGGACGAGGUCAAGAACGAACCUCUGGACAUGAUCUGCGUGCCCAACGCUGAGAUAGACCGGAGUACUGAUGACACGCCACCCCACACGCACCACAGACAACUUGGAGGAGGCCCACCGUCGCGCGGCAGCUCUGCCGAGGCCGAUGACCGCACGCCUCCUCCGCAGCUGCCCCCAUCGCCGUUUGUGCCACCAUCUGACACAAAAUUCCCGCCUUAUCCAUUCAGCAUGGCGCCACUGUCUGAUACAUCAUUAUCUGGGCUGGCGAAUCCACUGGUUCCCGACAGCAUGGCAAGCACGUCUCAAGGUGGCGCCCGCACCCCCCAAGAAGAUUACCGAUGCGAGCCGUGUAACAAGAGCUUGUCCUCGCUCACGCGGCUCAAACGGCAUAUUCAGAACGUUCACAUGCGACCGUCCAGGGAGCCAGUGUGUAACAUUUGCCGGCGCGUAUACUCCAGCCUGAACAGCCUCAGGAACCACAAGUCCAUCUACCACCGCAAGCAGCAGCCGCCCGCCUCCCAGGGGCCUUACUUCCCCGUCAACUGA